Molecule: messenger RNA, 10968 nt
Organism: Phalacrocorax carbo (great cormorant)
Lineage: Eukaryota; Metazoa; Chordata; Aves; Suliformes; Phalacrocoracidae
Source: RefSeq, a predicted model, not a curated record
GGGACGGCGGGAGGCGACGUGGUACUUAAAGGGCCAGCGCCGUGUUGGCGGCCGUUCCUUGGUUGGGGGCAGGGGCUCCCCGGGGUCCUCCUCGCCCCCGCCGAGCCGGCCCGGCCCGGCCCAGCCCGGGGAACCCUCGCCUCAAACCGCGGCGGCAGCUGCCUCCUCUCUCCGCACCUGCCCCGGCCCGGGGCGGGGGGGGAGGAGGAGGCGGGGAAGGGGGCUGCCGGCGGCAGUUGGCCGCCCGUAGCCCCCGUGCCGGCGCCCUGGGGUGGGGCGGUGACCCCCGGGCCCUGGCCGCCGCCCCCGUGGCGGCGCGGUCCGGCGGAGCCCGGCCCGGCCCCGGGAGAGCGGGGGCUGGCGCCUCCCCGGCCGUGCCCCGCCGCCUCCCCCGCAUUCAUAGAAAGCAGGUCGUGCGGGCGGCGGCCGUCGGGGCAGUGCGCGGCCCCGGCCCGAGGUGGUGCCUUCCUCUUUAUUUUUUUUUUUUUUUCCCCCUUUAUUUUUGGUGUGACCUCAUUGUCUCUUGGCUCGGUUACGAGCAGAGGCUUCUUGACACCUAGACCGAGGCGUCCUGAGUGUUUAGACAGCCGCAAUUAGGAGCUGAAACUUGACGUUGCCCAGAGGCCCCGCUUAUGAUGUGUGUAAACAAUAGUAAAUCAAGCGCUGGUUUUAUCCUGAAAUAUUGCCUCAAUUAGCCACAUGUCCCGGGUCUCCGUGGGGUAGUCGAUAGCUUUCCCUCAUUCCCACAACACCAGCUGCACGGCCCAGAGUUCAUCAGUUAACAAUAUAAGUUGAUAACGUGUCUGUCUGAUACUUUUCUGUAUGGCUUAUCGCUGCCUUUUUUUUAUUAUUUCUUAAAUAUUUUCUGUUGCCCUAAAUGGGAACGUAUGAUGUAAUUUUGGAGACAUAGUCACGGUUUGGGGUUUGUUUGGGUUUUGAAGGUGUUUUUUUUGUUGUGUUUGUUUUUUUUUUUCUAAUCUGCUGCAGUUUGUGACCCCUUUUUGUCAGUUACAUGCAAGUAAAUGUCUAGUACGGGUUUAGGAGGGAGGAUGAGAUUCUAGAUCUGGUACGUUACCAUUAUGAGUGAAUUUUUAUGCCAUGCAAUGAAUUACAGGGGGUUUGUUUGUUGGCUUUUUGGUUUGGGGUGGGGUGUUUUGUUUUGGGUUUUUGUUGGGGUUUUUUUUUUUGUUACAUGCGGUUAAGAGCUGUCCAGGCAAGAUUCAUUUUUGUCCUUGCCCCUAUUUGGAAUAUGAUGUGUGCAUUCCAUUAAACAGAUGACAGGAAUAGGGAGCGUGGACAACAUGUUCUGCUCAGUGGAUGCUGGAAAACACUUGAGCCAGUAUCCUAUGGAGGAUAGCAGGAGGGUGUAAAUCAGUUGCAAUGUAUGCUAAAUGUCUCAUCUAGUUGUUUGGGUUUUUUUUUUUUUAAAGCUGAGGAAUUGUUUCUUGGUCUUUACAAAACCAAGCACAUGUAGCUAGUUCGUAAUACUGUUCAUGAUUCAUGAGCAUGCUCUGCACAAAGUUUUACCAGCGUAGACUGUUGAUGAGUGGAGUUGUAACAACUAGAGCUUAAGAAAAUUGUGCACCUUGCUAUUGUCCGUGCUGCGAAUACACUUACAGGUUGUUCCCAAUCCUCUAUGAGAUAUAAACUGUUUAUGGUCUGCCUGUGCUAUAGGGUUAUAUUCCUUUAGUCAUAUAUGUUAAAGUGAUACCGCUUCUGCAGCUGGGUAAGCACUGAAGUCUUGUUUAAGAAUGAGUCCUGCUUAGUCCUUGUUAGCUGCAUGUACAAAUUUUAUGGAUUAUACUGAACCAGGAAACAAUUUGUUACGAUUGUGUCAGAAAUCUUGCAAUGUAUUUCCAGACCUUAUCAUUGCAAGAGUAUCAAGCAACAGCAAAUGCAUUUUGAGUGCAUUUUCUAAAUAGUUGUGUAAAAUAAAAUUGCAGAAUUAUCCUUUUCUGGGUCCAUGUGUAGCUAUAUGUAAUUGUUACAUUUAAGUUUUAAAAACCUUGUGAAGAACAACACCCAAAACACUUCACACUUAUUCAGUCUGAAGAAACAGUUUCACACUUCUUGGUAUGUCAUUGUUUUUAAUCUAUCCAAAAUAAAUAAUUCUGAGGGGUUUUUAAUGUAUGUUCUAUCUUCAGAUUAUUUUAUGAAGUGUAUAGUGUAUUUUUACUGUUGACUGUUACCACUGUACAUAUUUUCUUGUCAUCUUAUGAUUAAAGUAUUCACAGGACAACUUUAGUGUAGGUUUCACUGUUUUCUUAAUGCAAGCUUCAGUGAAGCAGUGAAAGGUGUAGCUCCAUUUACUUCAUUUACAGGGUAAGAUAGGUAGUUUAGGGGCUGUUGGACUGCACUGAGGCUUUGAAGACUGGUGCUGUUCAUUCUUAUUGAUCUCCUGAGUGAUCUUGAGGCAUGCGGUUUUUUUAUCUGUGCCUGUGUAUACUUCUCUACUAAUACCUGUCUCGUAUCUGAAGUGGGUCUUAUUAUGAAGUUAGUGCUUUGCUUAACUGGAAUUUAACUUGUUACUGUUUCCUGUGUGCUGAUAGGAAAACUGAGUAUUCUUCAAAUUUCGUGUACGUUGUUGUUACAGUUGUUUGGGGUUUUAUUUUGUUUGGAAAUUUCACUCUGGAAUGUAAAAAGUUAGUCCAGUAUUAAAUAACUUACAGCCUUGAUUUGUACUCUUUCUUAAUCUAGGUAUAAUUUUAAAAAUUCGGAUUAUCUUCUGAAUAUAAAAAUAACAUUUUGAAACUUAGUCCUUGUGGUCUCCCAUUAGUGCAACUGAAAGUUUAGAAUGAAUUAAAUAUAUGUGUCUGUUCCAAAUACUGCAGUCUUAUAAAAUGGAUACGUCCUCUAGAAGCUGUACUCUCUUCAGAAUUUUGCUUUCCAACUAUAUUUUUCUCAUACCUUUCCCUGUACUGUAAAUGCAGUGCUGUGAUAAAGUCAUAAUAAUUCUGAUCGCUACCACAGCAAGUUUAGAAGUGUUUAGGAACAAUUCAAUUUCCUGGAAGAGAAUAACUCUAUUGCUGUUUCUAAGCCCUGUAUUAACAGCCAAGGGUGAAUGAUCCAUAGAACCACUGCUGUCAUAGUGGAACUACUUGUUCUAAUGGCUCUGUUAAUGUCCUGAAUGGACAGAUGUAGUCCAAAUUGUAUUUCAGAAUAUUAUGUAGUGGCCUGGGAGCCAAAUGUUACCUCUGCAAAACUGGCACACAUGUGAAAGCUUACAAUAAAGCAGUUUAAUAUUUUUAUUUUGGUGUAAAUAAGACUGAAUUUCUUUGUGUGUGUGUGUGUGUGACAUCUAAAAUUCCACAAAUGUUACUUCUCUUGCAGCAGCAGCUGGUUGCUUCAGUCUCACUUGUUAAAAGAGUCUGUAGGUUUACAAAUGAUAUGUCUCUGGGGGGGGUUAUUUUACCACAGCUCAAUGCUGUGCAAAAUGUAAAACAACUUAUUGCUCUUCUAAGCAAGAGGAUUCCAAGAGCAAGGGGAAAAAAAAGCUGCUGAUAGAGUUCUUUGCUUUGCUUGCUUGCUGCCAGAUGUUACCAAAGUGUUUUACCCAGGCCAUUACAGCUCUCCCGAAGAUAACCGAAUGCUGAAGCAUUCGCGUUUGUUAGCAGUUCUUCACUUUGUUCGAUAAGAUUGUUUCGUGUAGUAACUGUAGAACGCAGGUGUCGCCAAAUGGAACUAGGAGUGGGGUAGAAAUAAAAUGACGACACCAAGAAUCUGGAAAUACCAAACUUCGUUGUUAGUGGAGCACUGGCAUGCUUUUAUGAAGCUGGUGAAGGGCAGUAACUUGGUUCCCCUGCCAGCAGUGUGGGGAUACCAAGUUGUGUAUGUUACUGACAGCCAAAAAGGAAGUUGGCGUUAGAAAUGGAAAGAAAACUUGGGUCUGCUUGUCAUCGCAUGUUUGCUUAUCAUCCUUCAUAUGAACAGGCUUGUUUGUUUUUAAUAUAGCAACUACUCGAGGCCAUGUUCUCAUUUUUUUCUACGUAUGUGUAUAAAAGAGCUAUUUGCUGUUAAACAGGAAGGCCAUUUAAGUACUUCGACAGUCAAAAGGUGAUUUUUGAAAAUGGGAGCUGACUGAUAAUCAUGUGCUGUCCUUUAGUCUGCUAUACCUAUGGGUCUGUAACUGUCAGCUUCUGCAGCUGAUGGUAAAUUCAGGCAGAAAAGUAGAAUAUGGUAGCUUACUGCUGGUGUACUGAAAGAGGGAUCCAUUUUUUUAAAUCACCAAAUUCCAGUUUAUAUGUGAGCUUUCGGAAUUGCCUGUGGUUUUUUCCUUGAGGACAGAGGAAGCUAGGAAAUGUGGCUAUACUUCACAUCCUGCUUAGCUUGUUUUUUCACAUUACAUAGCAAACAAAACAAAGGGAAAAGGAUAUUAUAAUCCUUAUUACUGAAAAUUAAAGUCCAAGUCUUUUAUAUUCAAAGGAAACAGAGGCGAUUAUGAAACAGAAAUUGGAGCAUUGCACAUGUUGAACAUGCCUGGAGAAUAUGCGAACGAAAACGUGUGUGCUAUGUUGAUGUGUGUUAUAACUAAAGAACUUGAACUUCCAGGCCAGCCUAUGAUCACUUAACUUAUAUGUGUUUGAGCACAUCUGUAUGUGUUCUAGGCCAUGAUAGUAGCGAUGACAGGGCUACAGUUACCUGGUUAUUUUUUUAUUUUGAGAUGUUGUUUUCAGUAGCUUACUUCUUAGUCAUACUGAAAUUUGCCGUGAUGAGUAUGUUUCAGCAGGAUUAUUCUGGAAACUUUAAGCUAAGAUGACUCAGCAUUUUGAAAAUGACUUUAAGAGAAAGUAAAUAUGUUAAUUUAAAGGAGGGGAAAAUGCUUGUUUGGCUUAUUUUAAGAGCUUAUCGAUGCUUAAAUUCUGGAAUUUAGCGUUGCGGAGGAGGGAGGGGAAGGGAGCAUAAACAUUCAAAUGGAGAGUAUGGCUGUUCCUUAGGAAACUUCAACAAACCAUAAGCACUUGGAAAAAAAACCUGUUUUGUGCAUGUUACUCGACAAAUAUUUAUUAACUAAACUAUCUUGAAUAUUCCAUGUAACACAAGUAUCUUCCUGUCUCUUGGUCCUUGCAUGUCACCUGACUGUGCAGUCAUCAUCUGGACCAAGUAGUUAAGCAUGGUGCAUCCCACAGCAGUAGGUGAUGGAACGGAGGAGAGCAACCUGAGGACUUCCUUCUGCAAUGCCAAGAGUUACCUGGAGGCAGGAUUCUUAAGCAUACUGAGGUUUCUGUCCUCUACGUUGUAAAUCAGUGGGAUUUACUCUGCUGGAAAAAUAUAAUGUUGUCUUCAACCCAUUGAAGGAAAAGGAAGAUUUGUUCAUACUUACGAUGAUUUGACAUAAUUAACGUUUUAUUAACCAUGAUGGCAACACAGACAUUAAGCAUAGACAACUAUCAAGAUGGACAACAGAUGCAAGUAGUAACAGAGUUAAAAACUGAACAAGAUCCCAACUGCUCUGAAACUGAUGCAGAAGGGCUGAGUCCUGCCCCUGUAGAAUCUCAAACUCCAAUGGAUGCAGACAAGCAGGCCAUUUACAGGCACCCACUAUUUCCCUUGUUAGCACUACUAUUUGAAAAAUGUGAACAAUCUACACAAGGCUCAGAAGGUACAACUUCUGCUAGUUUUGAUGUAGAUAUUGAAAAUUUUGUAAGGAAGCAGGAGAAAGAAGGAAAACCCUUUUUCUGUGAGGAUCCAGAAACUGAUAAUUUGAUGGUAAAAGCAAUCCAGGUUCUGCGUAUCCACCUGCUUGAGCUAGAAAAGGUUAAUGAACUCUGUAAGGAUUUCUGUAGUCGUUACAUUGCCUGCCUAAAGACAAAAAUGAACAGUGAAACUCUAUUAAGUGGAGAGCCUGGAAGUCCUUACUCACCUGUGCAAUCUCAGCAAAUUCCAAGUGCCAUUGCAGGCACACUCAGUCCCCAAGGGAUUAUGGUGCCAGCAUCAGCAUUGCAGCAGGGAAAUGUAACUAUGGCAACAGUAGCAGGGGGGACAGUGUAUCAGCCAGUCACUGUGGUCACUCCACAAGGUCAAGUUGUGACACAAGCAUUGUCACCUGGGACUAUUCGUAUCCAGAACUCUCAGCUUCAGUUGCAAUUAAACCAAGAUCUAGGCAUCUUGCAUCAAGAUGAUGGCUCAUCAAAAAAUAAAAGAGGAGUUCUUCCCAAGCACGCUACGAAUGUGAUGAGAUCUUGGCUUUUUCAGCACAUAGGGCAUCCAUAUCCAACAGAGGAUGAGAAGAAACAGAUUGCAGCACAAACAAAUCUGACACUACUCCAGGUUAACAAUUGGUUUAUCAAUGCUAGAAGGCGAAUUCUUCAGCCAAUGCUGGAUUCCAGUUGUUCUGAAACUCCAAAAACAAAGAAGAAAACAGCUCAGAACCGACCGGUUCAGAGGUUCUGGCCUGACUCCAUUGCCUCAGGAGUUGCUCAGCAGCAAUCUAAUGAGCUCACGAUGUCAGAUGGUGCUGUUGUAACAAUUACAGCUCCAGUCAACAUGAAUGUAGACAGUCUCCAGUCUUUGUCAUCUGAUGGUGCUACUUUGGCUGUUCAGCAAGUUAUGAUGGCAGGGCAAAGUGAGGAUGAGUCUGUAGACAGCGGUGAAGAUGAUGGAGCAGAUCUGUCAACAACAAAUAUCAGUGGGCUGGUCUUGGAUAACAGCGAUUCUCUGCAGUAGGAAGCAGGAGAGUGUGACAAAAUGUUUAGGAAAAAGAAAGGACUGACUGACUGUUUUUAUAGUUUGCACAGCAAACAUUUUACACAAGUUUUAUUUCUAAUAUGUUUUAUAUGUAGAUAUAGAAGGGUGCACUUUUUUGUAUUUCAUAGUAAGCUUAAAGAGUGUUUUUGCAGGUGCAGCAACUUCUUUCAAAUGUGUUUUUUCAUUUCUUUUCCUUUUCUUACUUCAGAAAAUUAUAUCUAGUAAUAUAAAGAACCACAUAAGCACCCCUUUGGUCUAUGAAUUGGAAGUGCUGCAAUUUCUAAAGAAUUAUGCAGUUUCAAUUAGUGCUGUUAUUUAACACAGCUCUUGAUGGGCAGGUGAUGUAAAUUUAAAGCAUGUGACACUAGUGUGUGGAACUUGAUCAUUAAGUUAGAUGCAUAUAUUUGAAAGAUGCUUCUGCACCUUAAAAACUGCUAGUCUGAGGUGGACAGCAACACACAUAAAAAGAAAAUGUUGACGUGUGAUUCAGUAGCGAAUGUAUGGCAAUUUAAAUAAGUUUUUAGUUUCUCUCAUAGUCCGUGAGCCUGUUUAUCAUUUGCUAUAAAAACUCCUAUUUUUACCUUGCCGGGGUUAUUGGAUAAAAAAUAUUUUUAUAAAUUCACUAGGAAUUGGGAUGACGACUGUAUUAAGCAGGAGGAAAAAAAAAAAAGAAUUUCCAGAGGGGAAAAAUAAAUGUUUAGUAUUCCUAUUUGGAAGGUCUGAAAACUGACCAAACUUAAUAAACAAGCCUACGCUAGCAUUCUAUGAUUCUCAGCUAUCCCACAGUGAUAUACUAUAUUUGAUAAUUGCAUAAGAAGGGCCCACUGUUUGGGGUUUUGAUAUUGUCAAACAUUGAUUUAUAUUAUGUGUAAAAUGCUAUUCAAAUUACAUUAACUCUGUAUCUAGACUUGUAUCUGAAGAUAUUUGCUAAACGAGUAUUCAGGUAAGUAAAUUGAAGUACCCACAAUUUUUCCAGUUAUUAGAGAAAUUUAACAGUUUAUAGUUUGUACAACUGAAUCUGAAAAAUGAGAAGUUGCUUAUCUUACAGUCAUGAAUUCUGCUAUCACUCUGCUAUUUUAUUGCAUUUAAAAUAUUUUCCCCAAUACAAAAAGAAAUAGAACUUACAGAUUUAUAUAAAAUUUCUUCAGAUCUGAAGGCUACUAGCAGAACAUACAGCAGGCUUGAUUAGAGUAGAAAAUCCUUGUGUGUCAUUUAAAAACUGAGAGCUAGUGAUGAAAACACUUUUUUUUUUGUAACAGUUCUUUUUUUCUUCCCCAAAGUUUGGAGCCUGUGUGUGUCUAUCCAUGAACACUUACCUUUGGAACUUUGUAUUUUCCCGUUGUUAGGUACAAAUAACAGACUCCAAGAGUCUCAUGGUAAGAUCAAUGUCCUCUUUUUCCUCCUGUCCAUUUGUCACAAUGUUGGGUUAGAUCAAAGCCAGAACUUCCUUCUGAUUUAGGCCAAACCUAGUUGCAUUUCUAAUGUGACAGGGAAAAAGAUGUUACCUUUUAGAAUCUUUAGAUAUUGUGUUUGAACAGAGCCCUUUGACAGAUGCAAAUAAUUAAUUGAAUACUUCAAUUUCUGCUUCACAAAACACUCAGGCAUGUGCUUAGGUCGCACUGAUUUCAGCAGGAUUAACGCAUGCACUUUUUGACAGGCUUAAAUGGUUGGAAGCUGGUCUUUAAAGGUUGUCUUCCAAGGCAAUUACAAGUCAGUAUGAAGAAAAACUUCAGAAAGAAAUGCCAGUAGCAUUGGCAUACAGACAUGGAGAGUAAUACUAGUUUUCAAUGACUAGUAGCUAUUUUAAAGAAUUAGUGUUGGGUUUUACUCAACACAGGUGAUGUUUCUGUUAUGGCUUUUGCUUGUUCCUGGCUGAGGAUCUUGCUGCUUAGUUCAAAUGCUGUUAAUGAUCUGCUCCAACUGGAGUGGCAAUUUCUAAAGAACUUGUUUUCUUCUAACUUCUCUGCUUUGCCACUAAUGUGCCACUAAGGAGCAUAGUAAAUGACUAAUGAAAGAUCUAAUUGGGAAAGCUUUGCAUAGCACACAUGUCUCAAAGGCCAUUGUCAAAUCCAGUUUGACCCCAAAACAUUUAAAAAGGCAGAUAUGAUGUACAAAUUCAUGCUCCUUUGGAAACAUUCAUCAUACUGCUCCUGCAAAGGAUACCCAAGAUGACUAGAACCGAGAGACAGAUUCUGUAUUUUUCCUCUUUAGUUGUUUUUGAUUUAACUCCAUAAGUGCUUCAUCACCCCCACAGUUUCCGUUAUGUAUAAGGUUAUAUCUGUUGGUUUGUUUGGGGUUUUUAUUCAGCUGCCCUUGUUUGUAUUUCAUAGCCGUUAAUCCUUGUACUUCUAGCCUGUAGGCAGAGGAAUAGUCUACUUCUCAGUGUGUACAGGCCUAUGGACAAGCACGUGCUUUUCCACAUCAACCUGUGCUGGAGGCCAUUUCUCACUAUCUCCCUUCGCUCCCUGACCAGUUGUUGCUGCCUCAGAUCUACCAGCAGAGCUUUCCCUGGCUUGCUUGGAGGUAGUCUAGGAAGCAGCUCAGCCAGCAGAUUUGUUGGGGUAGCAAGUAGCCAGCAGUGAAGCGAAGGGUAAGCCAAAAUGGGCAAAAAAAUUCUGUGGUUUGGACAUAAUGUGGCAGUGGGCGUUUGCCUACACUUCAGAACUAUGAGAACCAAGAUCUUAAAAAGCGAGAGGGUAUUAAAACGAUUUAAUAUCCACACAACUGGCUGGAAGAGGGUUUGGGAAUAUGUAGUUUAUAUGCCACUUGGAACUCAGUUGGAAGCAACCAGGCGUCAGGGUUUACAAACUUCUCAAAGUUUAUUUUUCAGAAAGAAACUGGUAUUUGGUUAGCAUUUUUUAUUCCCCCCACCUUACGUGCAGCCAAAGUUUUAUCCUUCUGAAACAUUUGCAACCUUGUCUUCAGCUAGUUUACCCAUACCUGGAAAGUGAAGUUGACAGAAUUCACUGUGAAAAGGGGAAUAUGGACUAGUUUUACUGUCAAAUUAGAAACAUAAAAAUAUAGGGAUGUGUAUUCCUAAAAUCUAAAAGGCUUUACCAAUGUAAUCAAAGUUAUUGCGUAACAUAUGGAACUCAAACCUUGUCUUUUAAUUCAGUGAGAAUUCUGUAGUGGGCAUGAACUGCACAGAAGUGCUUGCUCUUUUCACAGUUUUAAAAAAAUAAAUAGUGUCCUUCCUUUUUUGUUGUGUAAGAAAGAUUGCUGGUUUAAGCAAAGCAUCACUAUUCAGGAAAGGUACGUGUUUACAUUAGUGAAAAAGUCUUUAUAGGGGAUCUAACUUUAAACCUAUGUAUAACUCCGUCCCCUUAAAGCCAUGUUCAUAUGCAAUAGAACUAAUCCGUUUUUAAAAUCAAUAUUCUACUUCUGCAGUUAGGAUUAUUGAAGCUUUUACAUUUUUUCAAUGUAAUCUAGAUUAUUAAUCCAGAACAGGGUUCUGAGUCCAAUUUUUCCAAGAUUUCUGUAGCAGGCAAGGCAAUUUCCUAUUGUUCUUUACCUUUAGAAAUACUGCAUUUUAGUAAAUCAAUUCCAAAUUGAUUGGGAUAUUUUUUUAAAUGACUGUUCCAAAGAAAUAAUCAUGUUGGAAAACAUUUAGACUCGACAGGCCUGGCUCUGGCUCUGCAGAGAGUUUCCUAGACCUGGGUAUUGGGUCAAAGUGGAGUCCUGCUGACAUCAUGGAAGCUCCAUAAGGGUGCGUGUCGGGCUGCAUUUACCUGCAAGCGAGUAGUUUCCUUGUUCUGGUCCCUGAUCAGAGCUAUUAGGAACCUUUUGGAGAGCCCUCCAACUUCAUCUUGCUUGGAUAGCUAGGUUUUCUUCCAGUAGAAACCACGGUAUGGACAGAGGGCUUAAAAUUGCAGGAACUCAUGCUGACCUGGGUGCACCACGUAUCAUUUUGAUGUUCAAAAUAUGGCCAGAAGGCAGACCUACACUGAGGAACUAGACUUCCCGGUUCCUGUGCUUUUAAAAAUGAGGUUUAUGGAUAUUCUAGUGGAGUAGGGCCACAAAGACUUAAUGCAUGAAUAAUAUAUCUAUUUGUUUCUCUAAUCACAUGGAAAAAAAUUAGAAGGCAGUUCAGCUUCCUGGCUUUAUGAACUUGACAGCCCAAAGGAUGAAACAAAGCCUUUCCAAGGGAUGAGAGUUUCAUCAAACCAUUAGACUUGUAGCACUUUGAACAAUCAAACAAAAACUCAAAACACCCUGGUAUUUUGAAAAAUUGGAACACAUGCAUUUAACUAAAGUUGAUUUAUUUUCCGAAGCUGAGUCGUCUUG